GAUGGUCAUAUGCAUUGCUCUUUAGUUAUCUAUGCUUACUACUCAUCAGUCAAUAGGUAGUUCAUCAGUGGUUUGAUGUUUGACGUGCUACAGGUUUCAUAUAAAUUGUUACUGUGCAUAUAAUUCAAAAAAUCAAGAAACACCUAAAAAUAUUCAUACAAGUAUUUACAAACUGACAUAUGUGUUUCUGUGUUCUGGGUCGCUUGAAAGUAACUUUUCAUUAAAUGGCUCCAAAACGUAACAAAAGUAAAACAGAGGACGUGAUAGAUUCAGGAGACGAAUCUGAAGAGUAUAGAAAGAAAAGGGAUCGCAACAAUUUGGCAGUGAAAAGAAGUCGAAUUAAGUCAAAAAUAAAGACGCAAGAAACCAUGAAGAAGGUAAACCAGUUGCGCAACGAAAAUUCAAUUUUGGAAGAAAAAGUGAAAAAUCUUACAAAAGAAUUGGGCUUUUUGAAAGAACUGUUUCUGGCUCAUGCUAGCAACUCUAGUGACAAAGCUAAAUUUGAAAAUAUUGAUUUACAAAGACUCUUAGCUGAUGAUAGUACACUUACUGAAAAGGAAUAAAAAAGCUUUUAUCAGUUUAUGAAAUUGGUUUAUAGAUAUUUAUGUGUAAAGUAUAAAAUCUAUUAAAAAAACGAAUUGUAGUGUUAAGUCACUUUAAAAACAACAGGUAUUUUUGCAUUAUUAUAUGUUAUUAUACUAAUUGUAAGUGUUUGUCAAAUAUGUUUUGGUUCUUAACUGUAGGGGAGGCUGGAGUUGGUUGGCAUUUUGACUUUUCUAUUUUUUUAUGCAAUACCUGGAAAAUACCUGGAAAGAUCUUGAAGAAAGUGGUGAAUUGUUUAAAUUUUUAACUACGAAAACAUGUUGGGUCGUUAACUAAAUAUGUGUUUAGGUCAUCUCAAGACAUUUUGCAAUAAUGCCAACUAACCCUAGGUUCGGGAUAAUUGACAUCUUUAUGCAAAACACUAUCUUUGGGAAAAAACUUUGGUAAUUUUCUACUUUAGGAACAGUACCUCCAAUUUUAUGCAAUUUUUGUAUGUUGUUACAGUUGAUUGUGCUGAUUAAAUAUACAUAUAUGAAUAUUUUGGGCACAUAUUCUGGAGGCAACCUAACUUCAUUAUUUUCAAUGAAACACCCUGUGUAUUUUUACAUUUUUCGUAUGUUUGUUUAAUUUUAGGUCGACUUUGUUAACAGUUCUCUGAGAUAUGCAACAAAUGAUUUCAUAUCUUUGAAUGAGAUCAAAUAGCAUAUACCUAAAUCAUAAAAGCUAAAAACCUGCAGUUUGGACGGUUCAUUUUAACAAGAAUUACCGUAUUUUUUUCGCUGUAGGCAAAAUGUGUAUGUUAUUCAGAGGCAGAAAUAUCAAAACCUACUUUUGACAAUAUUAUAAGACGAACAACUAUUUCCCUUUCUAUUGUUAUAAGGUUUUAAAUAUUUAUCUCUAACAGUUUUUGUUUCAAUUUCAAUUCGUCUUAUAUGAUUGCCAGAAGUAUUAACAGGUUUCGAUAUUUUUCCGAAUAAUAUACAGAUUUUACCCAUAGCAAAAAAUAUGCGGUAAUUGGUUCUAAAACGAAGUGUUCUAACUGCAGGUUUUUAGAUUUUAUGAAUUAGAUGCUAUUUGGUUUUAUUCAAAGAGUUGAAAUCGUGUUUGUUUUUUCAAAAACAGUCGAAUAUCUCAAAAACUAUUAUUGAUAAAUAUAAAAAAUUGUUAACAAAGUCGAUCU
Agrilus planipennis (emerald ash borer) is the source of this 1723-nucleotide messenger RNA. RefSeq names its product CCAAT/enhancer-binding protein gamma. Gene Ontology annotation, molecular function: RNA polymerase II cis-regulatory region sequence-specific DNA binding; DNA-binding transcription factor activity, RNA polymerase II-specific. The coding region runs from base 225 to 563 and encodes 112 amino acids. Gene Ontology annotation, biological process: regulation of transcription by RNA polymerase II; DNA-templated transcription. NCBI's taxonomy places the organism in Eukaryota, Metazoa, Arthropoda, Insecta, Coleoptera, Buprestidae. The record is from RefSeq and is a predicted model, not a curated record. The transcript has 2 exons.